This is a messenger RNA of Closterium sp. NIES-67, 2353 nucleotides long. The record is from the annotation of a GenBank genome assembly. NCBI's taxonomy places the organism in Eukaryota, Viridiplantae, Streptophyta, Zygnematophyceae, Desmidiales, Closteriaceae.
GGCUUCCACAAGGGGUCAGAUUUCGCCACGUGUCGCUCGCUCGUUCCCCCACAUGCGUUCCUCGCAAAACUCGAAUUCCUUGUCGCGCGCGCCAAGUAGUUGAGCCUGUCAUUCGUUCCUUGCCCUCGUCGGCCGACCUGCAUUCACCCUCGAGCUUGACGCGCAGCUAGCGGGCUUGCGAUUGACCGUCUCGCUUCGGUCGUAGGGUGCGAUUAUCGCAUGCAACGGGCGGGCCGAAUGGGAGUAAUGGCCGCCCCCUCCGCAACCCAACUAGCUUCCGCUUACCGCCUUGUAGCUAGAAGCAGCAUUAGCGGCGAAACAAGCACUGGCCGACGGCUUAGGAUAAGCGCUGGUGCGGGCGUAGGCUUGGGCAGUAGCGUGAGAUUAAGUAGAAUUGGGAGGAAUUGCACAGGUGGGGAUUUUUGGAAUGGCGGUAGGAGCGACAAGGGGGGAAGGAUUAGAGGGGAGGGGGAGGAGAUAGGCAGUGAUAUACAGCAGCAGCAGCAGACCGAGGAGGAGAAGGAACAAGGAAAGGGUAGGGGGAGUGGCAGCAGCGCGAGUGGCGUGAGUGGCGUGAGUGCGAUGGAGCUCCCUGUGUUCUGCGUGCAGUGGGCUGUGCUGCCUGGCGCCUCCGACUCCCUGCACAUCUUCAUGCCGCACUACGUGCUCAUGUUUGAGAAGCUCCUGGCUGGCCCGCCGCCCCACCUCUACGUGCACCUCCUCCUGCCGCCCUCCAUCCGCCGCCCGCCGCCUGUACUGCCACACUCCCGGGGCGGCAGCAGUAGCAGCAGCAUUCAGAGCAGCGGGAGCAGCAGCAGCAGCAGCAGCAGCAGCAGCAGCAGCAGUCGCAAGAGCAGCAGUGGUAGCAGCAGCAUUGAGAGGGAAAAGGCAAAUGAGCAGGGGGGUGUGUGGGGAGCAAGGAGAGUGAAGGGCAGAGUGCGGAGAACAUCACUGGUAGAUGCUCUCACCGGCCGCAUUGGCACCCUCAUGCAGGUGGAUAAGGUGAAGCGCUUCUCUGAUGGCCGCAUGCUCAUCGACAGCACUGCCCUCACCACAGUGCGAGUCAACCACCUGCUGCAGACCAUCCCGUACUGCCAGGCGCAGGUGCAGGAGCGGGAAGACCGGGAGGAGCUGCUGCUGCAGGCGUUCGUAGGGGGGCUGGAGUGGACCGAGGAGGAGGAGGAGGAGGAGGAGGAGGCGGAGGGGGAUGAAAAGAAGCUGUUAGGAGAUGGUGGGGAGGAGAAGGAGGUGUUACGGAGAGAGGGAGGGGAGGGUAGUGUGGCUGGCAUGGCAGACAGUGUGGCUGGCACGGCAGCAGACAGUGUGGCUGGCACGGCAGCAGACAGUGUGGCUGGCAUGGGUCGUGUGCUGCACUGGAGCUCCCCCAACAGCAUCAACCGGCGCGCCCUGCACCGCCUUUCCCUGCGUCUGCAGCGAGGGGAGAUUCGCCUCUGGGCCCUGCUACAGCAGACACGGGACCUCUCUUCUCGCCUGCGAUUGGACGGCUCCUUCCCCCCGCUCCCCCCCGCUCUGCUCCCCCUGCAGCCCCCCUGCUCGCAGCAUAUAAGCCCCUCCCUCUUGGGGGGAAGCAUCUUGGAGGGCGCUCAGGCGCAGCUAAUGGCCCUGGAUGGGCGCACAUGGGGGAAAACAGAUGGGGGGACAGAGGGGGGGACAGAGGGGGGGACAGUGGGAGGGACAGUGGGGGGGACAGUGGGGGGGGAAGCAGAGGAGGACGGGGGAAAGCUGAAGGGGACGCAGCAGGGGGGGGGUGAGGGGGGAGAGAGCGUAGGGAGGGAAGAGAGAGAGGAGAGAGAGGCGAAAGAGGGGAGAGAGGAGGAGCGGAAAGGAAAAGAUAAGCUGCGGGACCUGCAAGGGAACCACAACACGCCUCUAGGAAGCUUGUCUCAGAACGAAAGAAGGCAAGGGGAGGGUAAAAUUCAAGAGGAGGGGCAUGGGCAUGUCAGGGGGGUGAAGGGAGCGAGGGAGGGUGGGUUGAUGCGAAGAGAGGAGCCGCUCCUGCUGGUGCGGCGGGUGCAGCAGCUGUCGUUUGCUGCUGCUGGUGCUGUGCCGGGGGGCGUGGAGAGGGCAGAGGGGCGGCAGCAGCUGCUGGAGGCGAGGAGUAUCACACAGCGCAUUGGCAUCCUCACAGCUCUAUUCCUGAAGAGUCGCAGUGAGCUUCUAGCGCGAGUGGCCAUCAAACGGUCGCUCUUCGACUGACCGACUCAUGUGCCACUCAUGGCUGGCUCCAGCAGCAUGUCAUCCUCUGCAAGUUUUGAAUAAUGAAUAUAUUUAAACGUGCUGUGGGAUGCUCAAGUUCAAUGUCUACAAGUUUGAUUUGAAGUCAUGAGUGUAG